UGAGGCGAGCGAACACAACGGUUACUCGUCGGUCGGUCGGUUUCGCGGUAGGCCGCAAAACCAGCCUCCUCUUCGCAAAAGAUAUUCGUCGAUUAAGCAGUAAUUUUCAUUCAAUUUAGAACGAUACGAGACGGUGUGCGCGUGAUAAGCAAUGGUUCGUUCCGCAAUUGACGCACAUUGCGUUUUGCUCUGGCGUGUAGAGCGUGUAGUUGUGUGAUGCUGUGUGCAAUAACCAAACGAGCGACGAAAGUUUGCAGCCUCACUCUGCAAGUGAAAAUGCGCGACGGAAAACAGCAGCCAGCCAGUUUUACAUAAACUACACCUAUCUUGAGGGGUGGGGGAGGGGUCACACACCCUGCUGUGCGUAUGGUGGCGCCCGUGACGUCGAUAUUACUUGAUGAAUUUUCAUCCCCCGAAGCAGUGAAAACAAAUCUUCCCUGUGUUGGGCAGUACAGCAAAGCCAUGAAAAUGUAAUGAAGUGUCCGCGCGGGUGCAAAAUGAAAAUCCGCGCCCAUCAACAACAGAACCGUGGCUGUGGGGCGUCGUUAAUUCGGUGUUAAUUUUUCCCUGGCCACACCAAUCGGUUGGCGGUGGUGUGUGAUGAUGAUGGAGAUGGUCAAAUCAGUUGCGUUUUUGACAGCAGUUUCGUACUUUUCACUCCGAGCACGUCCUAACGGAUCGCAGCAAUCAUCGCGAAAAAUACACAACAAGUCUGAUGGCGACGAUAGAUUCUUGGUGUUGUACCGUAAUGGAGGUGUUCUAAAAAUAUACAAAACAUUAAUCUGCUUCAUUUUUUUGUAUGUGCUUCAAGUGUAAGUGUGUGUGUGAAAGCGUGUGUGUGUAUGUGCAUCGGUACCGACCUAAGAGAGCCUUGAGGGUUUGGGGGUGAAGUGAAGAAUCGAUCUUGCACGCAACUGACCCUGGCGUGGUGUGCGGUUUAGGGCUCGUAAGGGCAAACGAUCGGUACAGAGUGGAUAGCUUAAACAAAACGCACGCAAAAAAAAAUACAUCACACCCCCAACUGAUAAUUAGUGAUGGUCAACCGUGCUUGAAGGGCAUUUCUACCGGCAGGGUGUGUGUGUAAAGAAGCGAUACAAAAAAAAAAGCACGCCACUAACAGCGAUCAAACGCACUGAGAAAAUUACCUCAAAACAUCUCAUAAAACAUGUCGAUAUCGAACGGGAAAACUUCUUCCGACAUCGAGAAUGUGGACUGGAACUCGUCCGGGAUGCUAACGCACACCAGAUACGGUUCCACCAGCAGUCAGGUGUCGCAGAGCAGUGGCGACAUUUGCCGCAUCUGUCACUGUGAGUCGGACACCCUCAACCCGCUGCUGACGCCCUGCUAUUGCUCCGGAAGUCUAAAGUUCGUGCACCAGACCUGUCUGCAGCAAUGGCUGACGGCGUCGGAAACGAAUGCCUGCGAACUGUGCAAGUUCCCGUUCAUCAUGCACACGAAAAUCAAACCAUUCAACGAGUGGCGCAGUUUGGAUAUGUCCGGCGUGGAGCGUCGCAGGCUGUGCUGCGCGGUGCUAUUUCACUGUGCGGCCGGUUUAUGCGUCAUCUGGUCGCUGUGCGUGCUGAUCGAACGGGCCGCCGAAGAGGUACGGCGUGGGCAAAUUGGAUGGCCUUUCUGGACGAAGCUGAUCGUGGUAACGGUUGGACUAACCGGUGGUGUCGUGUUUAUGUACAUCCAGUGCAAGCAGUAUUUGAAUCUGUGCAAUCGUUGGCGCGCCAGAAAUCGCAUACUGCUCAUACAGAAUGUUCCGGAAAAGAUUCACCCGCCACAAUCGCCCCAGAUGCCCCAGUUCCGGCGUGUGCGUACGGCAGCUACUUCUGGUCAACCGCUUGGCGGCACGAUGGGCAUUAAUGCGGUCAAUAAUGCGGUGACGGCAGCAUCGGUGGCUGCCGCAGCUGCCGCAGCCGCCCGCCAAUCGUCGUUCGAUCAUCCGCUGGGUGCGGCCACGGUAAAUGUUAGUAUUGGCGGACCGUCGGCCGGUGCCGGCGGUGGCAACCAUUGCGAGCUGCAGCUCAACCAGCAGGGACAGAUCAUAGCGGCAAACAUUGAGAGUAACUCGAUCGGCGGGUACGAUCGUGACUGGACGCUGGACGACAUUAGCCAGGUGUCGUUCAAACCGUGUCUGCAGGGAAGCGGCAGCUUAACGCCGAUGCCGUUCCACGACUCGGUGCACAACAUUUGCGAAACGUCGACGGGCAGCGGUAGCGGUAUUAUGGUGAUGAGUGCCACCUCAACAACGGCUGCCGGUGGUACGGCUUCCAUCAACAAUAAUGGCAGCAGUAGCCAUCGCUAUUCAACCGUGUCCACCUCAUCGAAUCCAUGUGGGGAACAGCUUGCGAACAAUGGUGGUGCCAGUGUCGGUGGUGGAUCAGCCGGUGGCAAAUCCGGUACCGGUGGUCCCGAACUAAGUUUGCUCAGUAAGCUCAACAACGGAGUUACAGAGCGAAGCAGAAGCAAUUCUCCAAAUGUUGCACCGUCGGCGGUUACGACCACGACCACACCGGCCGUCCCGACCCCGGGUACGAUGGGACGCUACGUGAAUUCUGCCAUAUUCCUCGAAAACCGUGAUAUUUUAAACGAUCCCUCGCUGGGACCGAGCGGACAGGACGACAUGACGGCGAGCAAACUGUACCAUCGCCACUCGACGGUUCUGGCCGGACCACCGACGGUGUCCAGCUUUGGCAGGGAAGAACCACUGCCGGCAAGCUCGUGUGGUCAGCACGAACCGAACAAAUCAUUCCGUCGCUAUUCGGACACGAAGCUACUGCAGAAGCAAUCGCUAAGCUUCCCGCAGGAACCGCUCGCACUGUGCGAGAUCGGUACGCACACCAAAGAUCAGUUAUUGCUCAAUCCCAAAAGCAUCAUCUACGACAUGACGAGUCUGUUGGGUCCGGCGGUCGAUCUGAACGAUCAUCAUCCGACUAACGGUGCCGAUCGGUCCAUUCUUGCUGGCGGCGACACGACGAACAAUCGUCUUCACCACAGCCAUCAUCAUCAUCAUCACCAUCAUCAUCCGCAUCAUCAUCAUCGGCAUCAUCAUGGUGCGUACCAUCAUCCCCAUCCACUGGCAUCGCCCGAUGGUCGAUCGGGAGAAGAUUCCAUCCAGCAGAACGCUCUCCAGACGACUGACAUCCAGUUCGAAAGUGGCGGCCCGCUAGACGAUGAUGCGCUGGAGAUGAACAUACAGGAGAUACUCGAGUACGAUCAGCAACAGCAGCAGCAGCAUUAUUUCGCACAGGACAAACAUCCGCGCACGAACGUUGAGCAGCGGUUGUCGCUCGAGAACAUCCUGCAGUCGUCGUAUCACGAUGAUCCGGGCGCGGUGCCCGUACGUCCGUACUACGACCACCAUGGCCAUUCGAUGCUGUCGCUUAGUCUCGCCAGCAAAACGCCUCCUCCUCAUCCUCCUUCCACCCUCCUCACGGGAAGUAGCCAUGUGCAGCCGGCACUCUCAACCGACUAUCCGUACCCUCGCUCAACGAUGGCCGGUACCGUCGUUGUGGCGGAUAGUGAUCAGCAUCAUCGUCCCUAUCAGCAGCAGCAGCAGCAGCAGCUGCAACAGCAACCAAUGCAUCCGCAGCUGCAACAGCAACGUUCGCACUGCUGUGGCGAAACACCGGACGCGAAUCGAUUCGCCAGCGACAGCAACAAGCUGAAGCUGUUCAAAUCCUUGCCCAAUCUGAGCGCGAGCAGUGAAAACUUGCUACCGUAAGAUGGUUUGAGGGAGGGUUUGUGCGAAAAAGAAAAAUCGUGAACAUUCGGGAGAAACCAAUUAUUUAGCAUGAGGCUGACCACAUGACGCUACACUAGCGCGGUGUAGUGUGUAGUGUAAAGAGAUAAAACAAACGUAAUAUAUUUGUGAUUGUUCGCUAGAGUAAACCAAGCGCUGUAGAUGAUAUUUUAGCAGGGUUUUAAGCAUUAUAAGUGAUGUGUGCGUGUGGGUACUCGGAUUUUUAGACGGAAGAAGAGGAAGGACAGGCAGGACACGCAGAGAUAGAGCACGUGGAAGAGAUGUUUGAACGAACGGUAACGAAAUUGUGUGUGAAUUAGUGAUAGGGAAAAGCGGCGCCAAUUUCUCACUUUCCCGUUUCUUCUUAUAACCUCUAUCUAUAGUAGCCACGUUUUAACGAUGAACUUGCAAGCCAAUCUUAACUCUAAUACAGAACAACAACUCUCCUAUAUUUCAACAAACUUCCCGCGAUGCCGGAUGGUCGAUCAUUCAAACGAUGGCUUCCACGAUCGGUAUUCUGUUGUAGAUAAACUCAAACUAGCGUUAAAAGCAACAAAUCAAGUCAAAACUCAAUUUCAAUAAACAGCAGAGAAAGUAAAAUUCUUGUGCCAGGGGCCGGUUUAGCAGAAAGAGGGAAGCAGAAAUUGUGAAUCGAAUUUUAGUGAAAUUAAACUAGCCAGUAGUGACGGGUGUUGUCGUAAUGCAGAAACAAAACCCCGGAGGACCACAGCGACAGGAUCGGGAAACACACACACACCGUGAAGCUUUUGUCCAUCCCCAAAACCUAUGUUGUCGUCGGUAGUGAUAAAAGAAAAGGAAGCGAAACAUAGAUUCCUAACCCCAUCGGAGUUUAUUUUUUGUUUGUGUGUGCUUUAACCGAAGCGCGACAUACAGACCGGCAUAUUAUGGUGUAUAUUUGAUUCUAGUGAUAACAGACUAAUUACUAACGAGAAUAUGUUACUGUUUCAUUUUUACUAUUUAAAGUGUCCAAUACAAUUCGAAAUUGCA
Messenger RNA from Anopheles funestus (African malaria mosquito), 4756 nucleotides. RefSeq lists its product as uncharacterized. The coding region runs from base 1166 to 3730 and encodes 854 amino acids. NCBI's taxonomy places the organism in Eukaryota, Metazoa, Arthropoda, Insecta, Diptera, Culicidae. Gene Ontology annotation, molecular function: ubiquitin protein ligase activity; zinc ion binding; MHC protein binding. Gene Ontology annotation, cellular component: lysosome; cytoplasm; early endosome membrane. Gene Ontology annotation, biological process: antigen processing and presentation of peptide antigen via MHC class II; protein polyubiquitination; immune response. The transcript has 5 exons. The record is from RefSeq and is a predicted model, not a curated record.